This is a messenger RNA of Necator americanus (New World hookworm), 225 nucleotides long. RefSeq lists its product as uncharacterized. The transcript has a single exon. The coding region runs from base 1 to 225 and encodes 74 amino acids. The record is from RefSeq and is a predicted model, not a curated record. Lineage: Eukaryota; Metazoa; Nematoda; Chromadorea; Rhabditida; Ancylostomatidae.
AUGAAUAGAACCACAACUGCUGCGGUUCGAACACCAGCUGGAUAUACUACACCGUUCGAAGUGGAAGCUGGAGUGAGACAAAGGGUUGUGGCUGGACCCUUUCUGUUCAACUUUGUCGUCGAAGACAUGAUGCAAGGAACAGUCAAGCAGUGUCCCGCCGAUGUCAUUUCACAGCCGCCUGCUCGUCUCUUGGUGGAUCUCGAGUACGCCGACGAUGUAUUAUAG